Messenger RNA from Ostreococcus lucimarinus CCE9901, 1074 nucleotides. RefSeq lists its product with no specific name. The transcript has a single exon. Bases 1 to 1074 code for a protein of 357 amino acids. The record is from RefSeq and is a predicted model, not a curated record. NCBI's taxonomy places the organism in Eukaryota, Viridiplantae, Chlorophyta, Mamiellophyceae, Mamiellales, Bathycoccaceae.
AUGUCGAAGUCCGACGAAGAUGGGUCGUCGCGCCUCGCGCCGACGCGCGCGAAACGAGCGCUUUUCCCGUCGACGACGGCGUCACCGCGCGCUAACGCCCCCAUUUCGCCCGUGGAGCAGGCGUCACGCAUGCUGCGAGCGACGACGCACCGGACGUUCGCGUCGAGCGCGCUGGCGUCACCGCCGUCGCCGCGAGACGAAGCGGCGACGAACACGACGCCGACGAAAACGACGCCCGACUUCGCAGCGACGACGCCGAUGUCGAAACACGUGCGCACGUUGGUGAAGAAUGCGAUGACGUCGCUCACGAAGGGGCGAUCGAGGCUGGAGGAAUUGGUCAAGAGUCACGGUCGUGGGCUGAAUUUUAGCGACGCAGGCGCCGCGGAGAGUCCGGUGGUACGAAAGAGCGCGCCGUCACCGACGGUGAGUGCGACGACAUCUUCGUUGGAUAGGGAAGCGGCGCGCGAAGCAACGGAGAUGCUGCUUCGUUCGGCGAAGAAGUUGGCGACGCCGAAAAAGGCACUUCGAUCGCCGUUGCGGUCCCCGGCGCCAGUGCAGAUGGACCGAGUCGUUCCCGGCGUCCCGAUGUCUAUACUCGCAGAUUCGACGGCGACUGAAAGUAUGUUGGUUCAAGAAAACCAAGUGAUGACGGAUGACGCCGCGUGCGACGAAGAGGUGACGUCGCAACCGUCGUUGCCUCCCGGAUUCGACGCGAGCGCGAUGUUGAACGAUGAAGACGCAGCAACGGCGGCGGCGCCAGUGUCGUUGACAGAUGACAUCGUCAGCCACAUAGACGUGUUUGCGCGCAUGAUGGGAAAGGUGAUUUCGGAUACAAUUGAAGAGAUAAGCGCGUCGCUCGACGUCGUGCCAGUCACCGAAAUCCCUGAACGGCGGACGAAUGUCACGGAGCCGACGACGCCGUCGCGUCGAAGUUCGCGACGUAAAUCGGUCGUCGUGAACAACGAGAAAUCCGCAGUUGACCCGACGACGCCAUCGCGAAGGUCUGGUCGCUCGAAGGAUCCGGUGACGCCGUCGCGGCGAUCGAAGCGCGUGGCGUCGCGAGGAAAGAAGUGA